CAAAGUCAGAGCUGAGGGGGCGGACGAGAGUCGGGGCGGAGACAUGGCCACUUAUCACCCAGAAGAGUCUAUGCAUUUGCCCCGUGCAGAUGCCAUUCGGUCUCGGCUUAUCGACACCUUCUCACUCAUCGAGCAUUUGCAAGGCUUGAGUCUAGCGGUUCCGCGGCAUACUAUCCGGGAAUUACUUGACCCUUCCCAUCAGAAGAAACUUAUGUUGGGAGAUCAACACCAGCUGGUGCGCCUCUCCAUAAAGCCUCGUCAUACAGAACAGAUUACACCUGCCAGGAGGCUGCUGUCCAGGCUUCCGGUGCGCUGCAGUCAAACUCCACCGCUUUCUUUAUGGGCCGGAUGGGUCCUUGAGCGUCCUCUUUUUACAAAUUUUAUCAUCUUUCUCAUCUUUCUAAAUACGAUUGUGCUGAUGGUUGAAAUAGAAUUGCAGGAAUCCACAAACCAAAAGCUGUUGCCCCUGAAGCUGGCUCUGGAGGUGGCAGCCUGGUUCAUUUUGCUUAUUUUCCUCUUGGAGAUUCUUCUUAUGUGGAUGUCCAACUUCUUCCUCUUCUGGACGAAUGCCUGGAGUGUCUUUGACUUUGUUGUCACCAUGUUGUCCCUGUUUCCUGAGGUUGUGGUGCUGGUGGGUGUCAAUGGCCAGUCAGUGUGGCUCCAGUUGCUGAGAAUCUGCCGGGUGCUGAGGUCUCUCAAACUCUUUGCAAGGUUCCGUCAAAUUCGAGUCAUUAUUUUGGCCCUAGUCAGGGCCCUCAAGAUCAUGACUCCACUCUUUAUGCUGCUGCUCAUGUUCUUCUACAUCUUUGGUGUGACUGGAAUCUACUUCUUUGAAAGUUACACCCGCUCAAAUCGCCAGGACCUGAUGUUCCACAUGUACUUCUUGGAUGUUCCAAAUUCCCUGGUGACAGUGUUCAUUCUUUUCACCUUGGAUCACUGGUAUGCACUGCUUCAAGAUGUCUGGAAGGUACCUGAAGUCAGCCGUACCUUCAGCAGCAUCUAUGUCGUCCUUUGGUUGUUGCUUGGCUCCAUUCUCUUUCGAAAUAUCAUAGUGGCCUUGAUGGUUACUAACUUCCAGAGUAUCAGGACUGAGCUGAAUGAAGAGAUGACACAUCUGGAGGUUCAGCACAAGGCUGACAUAUUCAAGCGGCAGAUUAUCCAGAGGAGACAAUACCAGUCCCGAGAGGCAUUAAGGUCGAGCCAAAGCAAAAAUGAUACCAGUGAACCAAGUAAUGCUGAAAAGGAAUCUUUGGACUUAGAAACUGAAGGAGAUGAGAUUAAACAAAACAUUGCUAAAAACACUUCAAUGCUAUCAUCAAGAGAAAAAGAGUCCUUUUAUUUUUCAGAAUUCUCCUACUAUUCCUCUGACUCCAAAGAUUUUGAAAAUAUUGAUAUGUUGGACUGGGAGACUCAUGUGCACCAGAACCUGCCCGGGCUGAUGGAAAUGGAUCGAGAAGAGCGUGUUGUUUGGCCCAGAGAUUCGCUCUUCCGCUACUUUGAGUUGCUGGAAAAGCUUCAGUAUAACCUAGAGGAGCGUAAGCGAUUGCAGGAGUUUGCAGUCCGGGCACUGAUGAACUUUGAAGACAAAUAAAGCAGACAAUGACUUCAAUAUCUUUGGGCCCAGCAACAAACUAAUAAAGGACUACUUGGAAAGGAAGAGUUCAAAAUAUAAAUAAAAACUGCUUACGGUU
Messenger RNA from Echinops telfairi (small Madagascar hedgehog), 1691 nucleotides. It is a transcript of the gene CATSPER2, whose product is annotated as cation channel sperm associated 2. Bases 44 to 1591 code for a protein of 515 amino acids. Gene Ontology annotation, cellular component: CatSper complex; membrane. Gene Ontology annotation, biological process: monoatomic ion transport; fertilization; sperm capacitation. The transcript has 13 exons. Gene Ontology annotation, molecular function: calcium-activated cation channel activity. The record is from RefSeq and is a predicted model, not a curated record. Lineage: Eukaryota; Metazoa; Chordata; Mammalia; Afrosoricida; Tenrecidae.